AUGUCUCAACCACUUCCUCAACCAAUAUCGCCCGAUGGUCCUCGCUCGCACUCGACUAACGAUCACGUCAAUGGAAUAGCAGACGGCCUCGCCUCACUCGAAACAGACCAGCGCGACCUAAAAGGAAAAUGGACGAAACUAAUGGGCCAGCCAAAGCCAGUGAUGCACAAAAAGGCAUCUGUCCUUAUGCUAUACUGGGAUCCAGCGUAUACCUCACUUCGUGGGGUGCGAGCGCUACGCGAGGUCUUCGAAACGAGAUACAACUUCAAGGUGGUCGAGGGCAUGAUUGAUACGAAGGACAAGUACCCGCAGAUCCAGGCUUUCCAACAUGUCUCCAACUUUGUCGCCAGUGAAGAUUCCGAGAACGGUCUACUGCUAGUCUAUUACGCUGGUCAUGGCCACACUGAGGCUGCUAGCCUUGGACGGAUCACACUGUCAGGGGCAUAUACCGAAGACGAAAGCGAGAAGAAAUUCGCCUCGAUUGAGUGGUCGUCAGUCGAGCUCGUUCUGAGCAAGACAAAAUCAGACGUCCUAGAGAUCUUCGACUGCUGCCACGCUGGCCUCUUGUGCACGCAGGCUGAGUUCAGAAGUUUUACAAGGUGCUUCGAGAUCCUCGCCGCCUGUGCACACAAUCAACGAACCCCAGCACCAGGGCCCAAUUCAUUCACGACCGCCCUCAUACGAGCACUCAAAGAACUUGCCUGCAGAGAGGGGUUCUCAACCGACCAGUUGUAUUCAAAGCUGAAGGAGUAUGAUGUUUUCGACAACACGCGAAUGCCAGAACUCUACCAAUCCAGGUUUCUACCGCCGUCGGGCUUCGAAAUUGCACCCGACCCAUUGCACCUUGCCCCAAUCUCCAAGUCUGGCAACGACACAUCGGGCACAUUCAGAAGCGAUCGUAACAAGGAGGUUGAGAAUGAACAACUACUCCAUCUUCGCUUCCAUUAUCGAACUGAAGUAAGCGAUGCCGACCUGGAACAACUCGCCCGAGUCCUCAACAACCAAGUCGUCAAUUCAAAACGCAUCAAAGCCCACCGUGUCACUGCUCUCGGAAAAUACAAUAUCGCCACAUAUGACUUGACUACGAGGAAUAUGAUGAAGAGAUUUGGCACAACGUGGAUGACAAGGGCGAGGCAGAAGAGCAAUGCGUUUCAGCGACCUGAAAUCGAUCUUCAAGAUCCUAUCGUUCACCCUGCUGGCCCCUGCUGCACCAGCGAUGUUGACGACGCCAGGUCCUUCUGA
This is a messenger RNA of Zasmidium cellare ATCC 36951, 1242 nucleotides long. RefSeq lists its product as uncharacterized. NCBI's taxonomy places the organism in Eukaryota, Fungi, Ascomycota, Dothideomycetes, Mycosphaerellales, Mycosphaerellaceae. The transcript is spliced from 4 exons. Gene Ontology annotation, molecular function: cysteine-type endopeptidase activity. The coding region runs from base 1 to 1242 and encodes 413 amino acids. The record is from RefSeq and is a predicted model, not a curated record. Gene Ontology annotation, biological process: proteolysis.